Messenger RNA from Ascochyta rabiei, 2034 nucleotides. Its product is annotated as Gamma-glutamyl hercynylcysteine S-oxide synthase. The record is from RefSeq and is a predicted model, not a curated record. The transcript has a single exon. The coding region runs from base 1 to 2034 and encodes 677 amino acids. NCBI's taxonomy places the organism in Eukaryota, Fungi, Ascomycota, Dothideomycetes, Pleosporales, Didymellaceae. Gene Ontology annotation, molecular function: ATP hydrolysis activity.
AUGCCGACUAACAACGCAAACACCACGUUUGACAUCGACCUCACCACGCCCUACAUCUCCCUGCUCACCAACUACACACACGAAGACCGCGCCGCCAAAGGUCUGCGAAAGCGCGGUCCCAACGCGACGCCUGAACCACCCAUCCACUUCACAGCGCUGGAACUAGUGCGGGACCAUCGUCUACUACUGUUAACCGGACCAGCUGGAAGCGGGAAGACGACUUUCGCUAGGAGGAUAGUUCAGAUCCUGGAAGGAGGGGGAGAGUACGUAGGAUGUGUGGUGCGCAACGAGGCUGGAGAUGUGAGGGAGGAGACGUGGGAUGAUGCGGGCGUGCAACCUUAUUACCUCCCCGUUCCGUCAUUACCGGGACUGAAAGAGGUCACGGAAGAAACAGUGCCGAGGCUUCUGGCAUCUGCGGGUAGACGAGAGAGGUCCACAGCGCUGAUUGUGCUCGAUGCUGUCGAGAAAGCGGGGCCUGAGGCACGGGGCUAUCUGGAGGGACUGCUGGAUCUCAUCGAACAUCGGGAAGAUGCGAGACUCCUGAUUCUGUGCGAGACGGAUGCUUACACGGCUUGGUCUCAGCCAUUGGCCGUUACGCGACAUGCGCUCCUUCCGCUGCUUGAGACGCAGAGACGGGCGGCUGUUGGUCAGCUGAUGAAGGUUGAGCCAGCGGAAGUCAAGCUUGGAUUGGGGAUGGCAGCGGGAAAUCCUGCUCUUUUCGGCCUCGCACUUCGAGGCGGAGAUGUUGGAGAUGUUGCGGAGGAAGUGCUGGAUAAGUGGCUUGCUGCGGUUGCAGGCAGCAGUGAUGAAGCUGAAAGGCUCGCAGCUGAAGCAUUCGAGGCUAUCAAGGACGAUGCGGCUAACAACGCAGAGGGCAAAUCUUCCAAGGAAUCGGCUUACUCUAGUAGCUUGCUGUUGGGUUCGUCGAGUGUUGCACGGCAACUGUUGGCUGCUCGGCAUCUCACUCGCUUGUCUUCUGACAUAGCCGUUGCCUUGUUCGCCCAAGCACCAGCAAGAUGGGAGCCUGUCCUACGCAGUCAACUGCACCGUCUCAAAGACUCUCCAGAAGCGCACAAGCUCGUGCAAGAGCUGACCAGCGGCACGGAGUUGAAUGCUCAGCGCGGCGCUCUGCUUGUUUCGGAUCUGCCCAUUGGGAGCUCUGCCGUCCACCGAGACAGAAUCGCAGACCUAGCGCUCCAGAUCAUCGAGCAAGGACAACUACCUACGCCCUACAGGGUAAAAGCCGGGCGAGUUCUCUCUUCUCUACACGAUCCACGAGACCUGCAGCGCUUGGCCUCAGUGCCCACUGGCACAGUUCUCAUGGGAUCGAACACACACCCCAACAGCCAGCCCAUCCAUGAGGUGUUCGUAGAGAGCUUCCGCAUCGGCGUCUAUCCCGUGGUGAACAGGGACUACUUGACAUUCAUCCGCGCCACGGACCGCGACUGGCGGAGUCCCCACAGCAGCGCACCAGACAAGAGAAACCACCCAGCCACCGACCUAACCUGGCACGACGCAAACGCCUACUGCGAAUGGCUGGCCUCCCGCUGGCACGCUCACGGCCAAAUCAACCACCGUGAACGCGUCCGCCUCCCAACCGAAGCAGAAUGGGAACGAGCAGCGCGCGGAGACCUCCAGGAGACACCCGCCAGCAGCCCAACCUACCCCUGGGGCACACCGUGGCAGCACUCCGCCUCCAACACCGAAGAAGCCGGGCUCAACGCACCAUGCACAGCCGGUCUCUUCCCAACCCACGCAUCACCCUACGGCUGUCUCGACACGACCGGCCAGGUCUGGGAAUGGUGCAGCACGCUAUGGGGCGAGGAAAUGGGCACGCCUUCCUUCCGCUACCCUUACGAUGCACACGAUGGCCGCGAGGCGCCCGCCGCGCCGCCAGCCACGCGCCGCCUACUUCGCGGCGGCUGCUUCUCCAGCGGCGCGCUGAAAGCCUCGUGCGCCUACCGCGGAAGCCUGGAGCCCGCGGGGUGCUGGCGGGGAAACGGGUUUCGCAUCGUCGUUGCAAAGGGCCAGUAA